GCCCGAGUCAGGCAGGCUGGCCAGAUGGUGGAGUUUGCGCCCUUGUCCGUGCCAUGGGAGCGCAGGCUGCAGACCUUGGCGGUCCUACAGUGGGUCUUCUCCUUUUUGGCCCUGGCCCAGACCUGCAUUGUGGUCUUCAUCGGCCUCCUGUUCACGAGGUUCUGGUUCUUUGCUGUCCUAUAUGCGACCUGGUGGUACCUGGACCGAGACACUCCGCGGCAAGGGGGCAGGCGCUGCCAGGCCAUGCGAAAGUGGGCCAUAUGGAAUUACAUGAGGGACUACUUCCCCAUCUCGCUCGUGAAGACCGCUGAGCUGGACCCCUCCCGGAAUUAUAUUGCGGGUUUCCACCCCCAUGGGGUCCUGGCGGCAGGAGCCUUCACCAACCUGUGCACUGAGAGCACUGGCUUCUCUUCCAUCUUCCCGGGGAUCCGCCCCCAUCUGAUGAUGCUGACCUUGUGGUUCCGGGCCCCUUUCUUCAGGGAUUACAUCAUGACCUCGGGGCUGGUCACGUCAGAGAAGGAGAGUGCUGCUUACAUUCUGAAUAGGAAGGGCAGCGGGAACUUGCUGGGCAUUAUCGUAGGAGGCGCCCAGGAAGCGCUGGAUGCCAGACCUGGAGCUUACAAGCUGUUACUGCGGAACCGCAAGGGCUUUGUCAGACUCGCCCUGAUACACGGGGCAGCUCUGGUGCCCAUCUUCUCUUUUGGGGAGAAUGACCUAUUCGACCAGGUUAAGAACUCUUCUGGCUCCUGGUUGCGCUGUGUCCAGAAUCGGCUGCAGAAGAUCAUGGGCAUCUCCCUCCCUCUCUUCCAUGGCCGUGGCGUCUUCCAGUACAGCUUCGGGUUAAUGCCCUACCGCCGGCCCAUCACCACCGUGGUUGGGAAGCCCAUUGAGGUGCAGAAGACGCCGUUCCCCUCCCAGGAGGAGGUCGACCAGCUGCACCAGCGCUACAUCCAGGAGCUGAGUGACCUCUUCGAGGCUCAUAAGCACAAGUUCAACAUACCCGCACACCAACAUCUGGAGUUCUGUUGAGCACCUCCAGCGAGGGGGGGCGGGGGGCGGCUGCCAGGGCAGGGCUGGCAGGGAGUCCUGUCCGAGGUGCUGUGGAUCUGAGAAGGCCUCCUGGCAACACUCCUUGAAUAGUCUCCCGAGCUUGCCCCAACCUUGCAAAUCCAGCCCAGGUCGGCCCCAAGUCAGAGCCAGCAACAUGGAAGAGGAGGCCAAACGUGGGCAUCUGCAAUUUGCACUUCUGCUGCUACGUCUCCACAAGGCUUUCUCUCCUGGGCUGCCGCCGUCUGCUCGUCUGUGUCAUGGGAGAGAGGGCUAGAAGAGAAUGAUUUCUGAGGCCUCUCCCCUUUGUUAUGUCACUCAGUGGGCAAGGAGCAGAGAACAACAAGGUUCUGCCUGCCUGGCCUUGAAUGACAGCACAAGGAAAGGCUCCCAGCUCCAGCCCCUUCUCCAAACACUCCAAUCCUGCACCCUGGAUGUCCCAGCUCUUCCUUCCCUGAGCUGGAGAGGAAAGUGAAGCCAGUAAGCCCCUGCAUGAAGCCAAGGCACCGCUGAGUUUCUGGAGCCUUUGAGCUGUGCAGUGGUAAGAACUGCCUUCUGCCACCCACUGGCUGUCUGACUACGGGCAGGCCCCUGUCCCUCCCUGUGAGCCUCAGUUUCCCUAAGGUGAUCGCUGAGUCUUAGCUCUGGUGUCACAGAUGCUGAGAGCUGCAUGAAGACACCUCUGAGUCAUCCUUUGUAACUUCAGCCUCUGACCUAAGCACAAAAUGGGAGCUCUGCUAAUGUGAGUUCAA
This is a messenger RNA of Tupaia belangeri chinensis (Chinese tree shrew), 1799 nucleotides long. RefSeq names its product monoacylglycerol O-acyltransferase 2 (gene MOGAT2). The transcript is spliced from 6 exons. The record is from RefSeq and is a predicted model, not a curated record. Gene Ontology annotation, cellular component: endoplasmic reticulum membrane. Bases 25 to 1029 code for a protein of 334 amino acids. Gene Ontology annotation, molecular function: diacylglycerol O-acyltransferase activity; 2-acylglycerol O-acyltransferase activity. Gene Ontology annotation, biological process: triglyceride biosynthetic process; diacylglycerol biosynthetic process. NCBI's taxonomy places the organism in Eukaryota, Metazoa, Chordata, Mammalia, Scandentia, Tupaiidae.